CGGCGGGAGUCGGACUCGGAGGAGGAGAGCUCGCUGGACUGCGGGCUGAAGCUGAAGAAGGUGAGCUUCGUGGAGCGGGCCGAGCGGCGCGGGGAGCCCGGCGGAGGCGGCGGUGGAGGCGCCGAGGACGAGCCUUUCCUCGAGGAGGGCAGUCCCACCAUGGUGGAGAAGGGCAUGGACCCCGCCGCAGUCUUCGAGCUCUGCGAGGAUGACGACGAGGCCGAAGGGCCCUCAGGGAGCCCGGCAAAGGCGGCGGAGCCGGCGGUGGUGCCGCGGGCCGGCCGGAGGAGGCGGGAGGAGGAGGACGGAGAGGAGGAAGGGCGGAGGCGCAACCGGGCGUCGUGGAUCGACCCGCCCGAGGAGGAUUACUCCACGCAGCUGACGCAGGCCGAGGUGGAGAGCUGCAUGAAGAAGUAUGAGGACACCUUCCAGGACUACCAGGAGAUGUUCAUCCAGUUCGGGUACGUGGUGCUGUUCUCCUCGGCCUUCCCCCUGGCCGCCAUGUGCGCCCUGGUCAACAACGUCAUCGAGAUCCGCAGCGACGCCUUCAAGCUCUGCACGGGGCUGCAGAGACCCUUCGGGCAGCGCGUCGAGAGCAUCGGCCAGUGGCAGAAGGUGAUGGAGGCCAUGGGCGUCCUGGCCAUCGUGGUCAACUGUUACCUGAUCGCCCAGUGCGGGCAGCUCCAGAGGCUCUUCCCCUGGCUCAGCCCCGAGGGAGCCAUCAUCUCCGUGGUGGUGCUGGAGCACUUCGCCCUGUUCCUGAAGUACAUCAUCCAAGUGGCCAUUCCCGACAUUCCUGCCUGGGUGGCCGAGGAGAUGGCCAAGCUGGAAUACCAGCGGCGAGAGGCCUUCAAGAAGCACGAGCGGCAGGCACAGCACCACUUCCAGCAGCAGCAGCGGCGCAAGCGGGAGGAGGAGGAGCGGCAGCGCCACGCCGAGUACCAGGCGCGCAAGGAGCGCGAAUCCAGCCGGGAUGAGGCCAAGCCCGAGGCCGCCGGGCAGGACCCGGCCCACGAGAAGAGCCAGAGCAAAGGGAAGGGCUCCGGGGGCUCCUCGCACAGCUCCGACAAGCCCAAGCGCCCCAGCUCCCUCCUGGCCACCAACAACGUGAUGAAGCUGAAGCAGAUCAUCCCCCUGCAGGGCAAGUUCCUGUCGGGAGGGGCCGGCGCCGGCGGCACGGCCACCGCCAGGUCCCCGCAGUCGCCCACCGGCAGCGAGAACAAGCUGCCAGGAUUCCUCAGCUUCAAGUUCCUCAAAUCCCCGGAGACUAAGCGGGACGCGGGAACCGAGAAGGUCCAGUCCCCCACCAAGCCAUUCAACCCCGGCAAGCUCUUCAACUUCGGCAAGUCCGAAGGGGCCGCGGGCAACGGCACCACGGCCGGGGCGUCCCCGCAGCCCCGGCCCGGCCCCUCGGCAGACCCCGAGCGCUCGGUACCCAGCAAGUCCCACCUCAAUGGGGCGGCGGAGGAAGGGGGCCGUGAGGAGCCGGAGAGCCGGGCGGAGGAGGAGAGCGGGGGUUAUAGGCUCUAACCGGGGCUUUCGGGGGGGCUGGAGCGCGGGGGGCCGCCCGCUCCCUCCUCCGGGCAGCCGUGGCCAUCGGCAGCCUCUCGCCCCCCCUCGCCGUCCCCCCGCUCGGGGCCAGGCCGAGCCCACCGGCCGCCAGCCCCUUGCUCUGCCCCGGCCCCCUCUGCUGCGUCCCCUCGUGUCCCCCCGGCCCCUCCGCCGGGACCCGCUGCCACCCCGGAUCCCGCGCCGAGGAUUCCUGAGCGGCGGGGUGGAUGGAGCAUC
Empidonax traillii (willow flycatcher) is the source of this 1788-nucleotide messenger RNA. RefSeq names its product anoctamin-8-like. Gene Ontology annotation, cellular component: plasma membrane. Gene Ontology annotation, biological process: chloride transmembrane transport. The annotation marks the transcript as partial. Lineage: Eukaryota; Metazoa; Chordata; Aves; Passeriformes; Tyrannidae. Gene Ontology annotation, molecular function: chloride channel activity. The record is from RefSeq and is a predicted model, not a curated record. The transcript is spliced from 5 exons.